CAAACACUAACUAAUCGCAAAGGUAACCCAUGAAAGGAAGCAGGUCCAGAUUCAUGGGAGAGCAGCGCUGUGUGUGCUGCUGCCUGCCUAAUUAUGAUUUAUUCCCACACACCCUGUACGUAGAUGAUGCAAAAAUUUACGGGAUUUGAGCGGGAUAUGAUACACUCGUCGCAACGUUCGAAUUCUCCGUUGAUAGUGUCAAUCACCGGCCGGCGAAAUCUCUUUGCCGGUUGCAUGCACCCCUCGCCUUACAUAUAAACCCACACACCUGCGUCCCUGAUCACACCCACACACCCACACACCUGAGUACCUGACCUGUUAAUUUCUCCUCUUCCUCCGGCGUCGUCGUCGAGGAGAUCGUUCGAUCGACUGAUCAGCGAUUAGGCGUGAGAUAGAGGAGGAGGAACGGAUUGUGGUUUUCUUGAAUUGUUAGGUUGGGUUGUGGUUAUGAUGAUGCAGGGGGGUAGGAUUGCGAGGAGAGGGUUGUCGAGGCUCGCAGCGGCGGUGGAGACGGCCGCCGUCGCGCCGCCGAGAAUGGCGGACUUCAACCACGUCCCGCUCCCCUACGACGGCCCGUCCGCCGCCGAGAUCGCACGGAAGCGCGCCGAGUUCCUCAGCCCGUCCCUCUUCCACUUUUAUUCCAAACCACUGAACAUCGUGGAGGGUAAGAUGCAGUACCUGUUCGACGAGCGCGGGCGGCGCUACCUGGACGCGUUCGCCGGCAUCGCCACCGUGUGCUGCGGCCACUGCCACCCGGACGUCGUCGGCGCGAUCGCCGCGCAGGCCGGCCGCCUGCAGCACUCCACCGUGCUCUACCUCAACCACGCCAUCGCCGACUUCGCCGAGGCGCUCGCCUCCAAGAUGCCCGGCGACCUCAAGGUUGUGUUCUUCACCAACUCCGGCACGGAGGCGAACGAGCUCGCCAUCAUGAUGGCGCGGCUGUACACCGGCUCCCACGACAUCAUAUCGCUCCGGAACUCCUACCACGGCAACGCCGCUGGCACCAUGGGCGCCACCGCGCAGAAGAACUGGAAGUUCAGCGUCGUCCAGAGCGGCGUGCACCACGCCGUGAACCCGGACCCGUACAGGGGCGCGUUCGGCUCCGACGCCGAAAAGUACGCGCGCGACGUGCAGGAGAUCAUCGAGUUCGGCACCACCGGGCAGGUCGCCGGCUUCAUAUCGGAGGCGAUACAGGGCGUCGGUGGGAUCGUGGAGCUGUCGCCGGGGUACCUGCCGCUGGCGUACGAGGCGGUCCGGAGCGCCGGCGGGCUGUGCAUCGCCGACGAGGUCCAGGCCGGCUUCGCGCGCGUCGGCAGCCACUUCUGGGGGUUCGAGACCCACGGCGUCGUCCCCGACAUAGUCACCAUGGCCAAGGGCAUCGGCAACGGCAUCCCGCUGGGCGCGGUGGUGACGACGCCGGAGAUCGCGCAGGUGCUGACAAGGCGGUGCUACUUCAACACGUUCGGUGGCAACCCGCUGUGCACCGCCGGCGGGCUCGCCGUGCUCCGGGUGCUCGAGAAGGAGGGCCUCCAGGCGAACGCCCACGCCGUCGGCUCCUACCUCAAGGACCGCCUCCGCGCUCUCCAGGACAAGCACGAAAUUAUCGGCGACGUGAGGGGGACGGGUUUCAUGCUCGGCGUCGAGCUGGUGACGGACAGGCAGCUCAAGACGCCGGCGAAAGACGAGAUUUGCCGCGCCAUGGAGCACAUGAAAGAGAUGGGCGUCUUGGUCGGCAAAGGCGGCUUCUACGGGAACGUCUUCAGGAUCACUCCCCCUCUGUGCUUCACCAAGGAGGAUGCCGAUUUCUUCGUCGCCGUGAUGGACUCUGCACUGUCCAAGCUCUGAAACCUGCUCUGCACGGAUGCUAGAAGAGUAGAAGGCCAUCAAAGAUGUUUCACAAUCUUCAUCAGAGAUGCAUGGUUUCAUGAACAGUUCAGGAAAAUUGUUCACUCCUUGAUGCUUCGAUGCAUUUCUUAUUUGUCAGAAACUUGUAGAGAGAAUCUUGGAAAUCUCAAUCAGUCUUGGUUGAGUCUUGUAUAUAUAGAUAUAAUAAAUAUACGUGUGGUAUCCUAUAUUUAAGUAUACCGAUACCAAUUAAUUUACGGUUCAAAACUUGCACGCA
Oryza sativa Japonica Group (Japanese rice) is the source of this 2122-nucleotide messenger RNA. Its product is annotated as alanine--glyoxylate aminotransferase 2 homolog 3, mitochondrial. Lineage: Eukaryota; Viridiplantae; Streptophyta; Magnoliopsida; Poales; Poaceae. Gene Ontology annotation, molecular function: pyridoxal phosphate binding; L-alanine:glyoxylate transaminase activity. The record is from RefSeq and is a predicted model, not a curated record. Gene Ontology annotation, biological process: glyoxylate catabolic process. Gene Ontology annotation, cellular component: mitochondrion.